Molecule: messenger RNA, 2039 nt
Organism: Ostrea edulis (European flat oyster)
Lineage: Eukaryota; Metazoa; Mollusca; Bivalvia; Ostreida; Ostreidae
Exons: 2
Coding region: 565-1836 (423 amino acids)
Source: RefSeq, a predicted model, not a curated record
GGAUGUGGGGGUUACCAUUGACGCUAUGUGUGGAGGUGCUUUUUAGUAAUGGAAAUAUUUCAAGACUUUCUAUAACCUUAACUUGAUCAUACUAUUAAGUUGAUGGGAUAUUUGUUAAUGAUAUAAUAGCACAAAGUUUCAAUAAUAAUGGUACAUUCUUUAUUUAGACAGGAUAGCAAAAUUGGUAUCAAAUGACUAGUCAAUGGGGUUGUAAAGUUCGGGGAAUUUUUUUUUUUUUUGGUGAAGUCCUUAAAUGUAUUUGCAUCACAUCAUUUACAUGUGCUAAUUUACAAGUUAAAGUCUUAGUACAUGUGUACCAAACGGAGAAGUACAAUAGCGACCGAAAAGCGAAGGACUGUAAAUAGUGUAGCCCCCAUAUCAAUACAUGCAAGUGUAGGUUGUUAAGCUUUUUACGAUCACUAUGGGAUUAUUUUCCGAGCGAAGUGAGUAACCAGUGAGCGAUAAAUUGUGGACAUGUAAAUUACAGAUAUGACAGAUGAACAGCACUGAGACCCUUAUCCAAUCAUUUGAAGAUACGUGAAAUCUUUGUCAUUCAAGAGAAAUAUGUCGACAGACAAAGAUGAGUCCGCUAACGAGGAAAUACUUUCUACAGAGGAGGUGCAGUCACUAUCGUGUCCAUGUGACUUCUCGAAAACUAUCUACAAAACGAUCCGUCAACCGAAUGAACUGUCUCUUACUCUGCUGACCCAAAAGCUGCCAAAAGAUGAGAAACAAAAAAGUUGUUCUGGAUUUGGUAAUCAGAAAUUUCGUAAACCAACGCUGGGUAAUACGCCUGUGUAUCAGAAAAUGAGUCCAAAUUCCGGAGAGAAAAGAUCUGUUGCAGAACGUCUGGAAGAUAAAGAAAAUUUCGGUGCCUCGAAAUGUGCGAGAAAGAAAUUAGACUACACCCAAGCACUGUAUAAGAAGAAAGCGAAUAUGGCGACAAUUCUAGAAUUAGAUUGUAUGGACUCGGGAAAAUCACCACCUGAUCCACCGAAAUUUACAUUAGACUCCAAACGAAGUCAAAUAGUGUCUAUUUCUAGAAGAAAGUCCAGACGUCCGCAGUUUGAACAAACUAUGUUUUACACGUGCUCACCGGAACAGCUAUCUCUCCAUAAAAUGCGAUGUUCCAUUUACUCCAGUUUGGGAGGCAGUUGGAGCAUCAUAAAUCCAGAAGAGUGUAAACGUGUUUGUUUUCAGUGCUUUAAUAAAACGCGGGUAGAGUCAUUUGACGAUCUGACUCCUGGAGACCACAUUUCAAUUCAUCGCGCCGCCGGGUAUGAACACCACGCCAUCGUGAUUGAAGUGCUUCCCGAUGAGAAUGACCACACCCGCGGUGUUCUGAAAGUCAUCCACCGCAGUGCGCACGCAGGGGAACUCGUGAAAGGCAUUUUACUGUGCAUGAUCACUGUGGGACAGUACGGAAAUUUAGCCUACUUGCGAGAGGAAAACGUGAAUUUCGAUCUCAAAAAGCAGGACGUCUACAUAAUUCAAUACAAAAAUAGACCUUUUACACGUUCGAAAAUCAUACGACGUGCACGUGCGGAGUUGGAGAAUGACAUUACCUUGUACAGUAUAUCUUCGGACAACUGUGAACACUUCGCUAACUGGUGUGCCACGGGGGAGUACUACAGCCAUCAGAUUGGGCUUUUAAAGGGAACUCUACAGGCACUUCUUUUUUCGGACUAUGAGGGUUAUAACCGAAUGCUGAACUACCUAGCCGAGAAUGGGUUGAUGUGUGAUGAAUGCUUUAAAGAAGCCAAAAAAGCACAGGAGGAAAAUCGGUUGUGGUCAGCAGAACCAAAAAACAAUUCCAUAUCUGAUAUGCUUCCAUGAGGGAAAAACUUUUCCAAGUUGCAAAAUGCCCGAUUGUGUUCACUACUUAAUACGCCUUGGAAAUUCUGUUUACGUCAGUAUUUCAUGAAUUAGAAAGUAGAAAUAUCGCCAAAAUGCACUAAACCAGUAAUCUCAUUUUAUUUUGCAUGCAUGUCAUUUUAUUUAUUUUUUGUUUUACAUUUUAUUAAAACUUCUAAUUCCAA